Molecule: messenger RNA, 1883 nt
Organism: Drosophila virilis
Lineage: Eukaryota; Metazoa; Arthropoda; Insecta; Diptera; Drosophilidae
Product: venom protease
Biological process (GO): proteolysis
Molecular function (GO): serine-type endopeptidase activity
Source: RefSeq, a predicted model, not a curated record
UUUUUUGCGCCAAAAUUGGAAUGCUCGAUGCAUAGUGCACAUUAGAAGUUUAAUUUUGAAAAUAACUAUCGGCCAGCAAAAGAAAUUUCUUGUUAGCGGCUGUUGAAUUUAAUAAAAUUCGAACAAUUUGUGAAUUUAGUGAGAUUGAUUGCAUACAAAAAUAUAUUUAAAUGUGUACGGGAAAGUAUAUUGGCUUUUGCAAUCGAUGCCAAAGAAAUUAAACACUUUUAGCAUAUGCCAAAAGUUGAUAUGUAGGUAAUAAUUGCAUUCAAAAUAUGUUUACAAUAUAAUCAACAAUCGUUAAAGUUCAGUAUAAUCUGACCUUGACACAUCAGACGUAUAAUUCAAGUGCGUAUUUCAGAUCGCUUCGAGAUAAGACAAAAAAAAAAAAACAAACCAAAAAGAAACUGAGAGUGAACGGAACGCAAGUAUGUUUUGGCUGGAACGCAUCAGCCGCCGGACGCAAUGAGCACGAUCUGUACAAUUUUAUCAAUUAUUUUAUUUUCGGCUUCGUGGGGCGGAGUGCUGGGCGAGUACUGCGACAAUGGCACCGGCGAGUGCAGAGAGUUUACCUCAACCGAGUGUCCGGUGAUCUUCUAUAAUCAGCAUCUGAUCGGACCCAAUAAUGUCAAAUACUGCGAUGAGUUCAACGACAUUGUCUGCUGUCCUCUUCCACUGAAUGCCCAGCAAAGGCAGCAAACGAUUGCGGAUACGCGAAGACUAUUCGAAAAGGAGUGCCGGCGUUAUAAUGAUAUCAGAUCCUCGUGCCGUUCCACGCCCCUCAUUGUGGGCGGCACCAAGGCGAAGGGUCGUGAGUUUCCCUUUAUGGCGCUGCUGGGCACAAGGCAGCCUGGCGUUUCCACCAUUAGCUGGGACUGUGGCGGCACACUGAUCCAUCCAAAGUUUGUGAUGACCGCUGCCCAUUGCCUGGAGACCACAGAGACGAAGGCGCAACGUCUGGAUCCCAAUUUUAGUUCACCCAAAUAUGUUGUACGCCUGGGCGAAUUGGAUUACAAUAGCACCACGGAUGAUGCGCAGCCGCAGGACUUUCAGUUGGUUAACUAUGUGGUGCAUCCGGCUUACGCAGAGGAUGACAACGGUGCCCGCAUCAAUGACAUUGCUCUGCUCGAGCUGGACAGGAAUGCCACCCUGAAUGAGCAUGUGGCACCCGCCUGCCUGCCGCCCGCCAGCGGCGAUGAGCACUUCGAUCUGAAUGCAGCUGGCUGGGGCCACACCCAGAACUCUGGCCAAAAGUCAACGCAUCUACUGACCGUGGGUCUGCAGCGCUACAGCGAUAGAGUGUGCAGCGAGCGACUCGAGAGCCGCAUUAUAUCCCGCACUCAGUUCUGUGCCGGCUCCGGAUCAGCCAACAGCAAUGCGGACACUUGCAAUGGCGACUCCGGCGGACCCAUUUUCGUGCAGCAUCCGAGCUACCAUUGCCUCAAGCAGGUGAUUGGCGUCACCUCGUACGGAGUCAUCUGUGGCAAUUACAAAUUUCCCAGUGUCUAUACCAAGGUGCAUCUCUACACGGACUGGAUUGAGAACAUUGUCUGGGGCGAAUGAAAGCCGUUUAAGGCAUAUACGUUCUUAAUCUGGAUCUGUCCUUCUGCCCGUUGCGCAUACUAGUAUCUAAGCUGAAAAGAUAUAUAUAUAUAUAUAUAUAUAUAGAUGUCAUAUACUUUAUCUUACAAAGAUCUCUUAAAGAUGCAGACUUUUUAUGGUUAACUUGACGGUGGGGCAAAAUAUCUGAUAUUAUUUGAGCAACUUCUUAACAACAUCCGUCUUCUAUGUUGAAGAUAUUCUUAUUGAUAAAUAAUUAGGAAUCGAUUUUAAAAAACUUUCAAGAGUUAAUAAACAAAGAGUUGCACUUUAAGUAAAAGUCA